UGCCGUACAGGUGGGGAAAAGUGAUGUCGGGGUUGAUUCCACGUUCCCAGGGCCUGGUUUCGAAUACGGGGUCAUCAUGAUCAAGCUGCUGAUCAUAGAGAUUGUGCUCCUCGUCCUCAUCCUAGCUUUCCGCAGUGAGAUCGACAGCCGGGUGAAAGGAGCUCUCCAACCAACACUGGACACCUACAAAGGUUACAACAGUACAGAGCCAGUCACUGUGGGAUGGAACUUCGUUUUCUCAAAGUUUGAAUGCUGCGGAAUAGACAGCUACAGCGACCUCGACACAGCCUCCAGCUGGCCCACAUCUAUCACUUACGCUGGCAGUGCCGCCACUUUGACCGCGCCCAUCUUCUGCUGCAAGCUGAACGGCACCUACCCGAGCAUGACCCUUCCUGCCAGCGCCACCUGUGCUGAGUCACCGACUUCGUCAAUCUCCAACUACGAGAGCGGUUGCUACAAGGCUGUGGAGGAGUACAUCCUGGCGUACCGUAUUACCAUGCUGGUUGUUGUCUCGCUCAUCGUGGUCUGUGAG
Messenger RNA from Aplysia californica (California sea hare), 532 nucleotides. Its product is annotated as tetraspanin-16. The record is from RefSeq and is a predicted model, not a curated record. Gene Ontology annotation, cellular component: membrane. Lineage: Eukaryota; Metazoa; Mollusca; Gastropoda; Aplysiida; Aplysiidae.